Durio zibethinus is the source of this 1166-nucleotide messenger RNA. RefSeq names its product NEDD8-conjugating enzyme Ubc12-like. Lineage: Eukaryota; Viridiplantae; Streptophyta; Magnoliopsida; Malvales; Malvaceae. The record is from RefSeq and is a predicted model, not a curated record.
AAAAUAAAUACUUCUCGAAGCGUAGAGUUGAGAAGAGGGUGAAGAGCAGGGAAUUGAAAGGCCCCCGUUUCUUUGUCGAAAGCGAAUGAACCAAAAGUUGAUUAUGAUAAUUGACCAAAAGUUGAGAAAACACCCAAAGCAGAAAAAAAAAAAGAAGAUAUUUUUAUUUAUUUUUAAAAACUUUCUUACGCUGUGAGAUUCCUUUUUAGCUCUGAUUAUUAUUUUGCUGCGAUUCCGAAAGCCCUUUGCUUGUAUUUUCAUCAGGUAAAACGACCAACCUGAUCCACGUUUCAGUCUUUUGAAAAAUGAUCAAGCUAUUUAAGGUCAAGGAAAAGCAGAGGGAAAUUGCAGCAAAUGCCAAUGGGAAGGCACCUGUAAAGAAGCAAAGUGCAGGAGAAUUACGUCUUCAUAAAGAUAUCAGCGAACUGAAUCUAGCAAAAACAUGUAGCAUUUCAUUCCCCAAUGGAAAAGAUGACUUGAUGAACUUCGAGGUUACCAUUCAGCCUGAUGAGGGAUUUUAUCUAGGUGGCACAUUUUUAUUCUCUUUCCAAGUUUCUCCAAUCUACCCCCAUGAGGCACCUAAGGUCAAAUGCAAGACAAAGGUCUACCAUCCUAACAUUGAUUUGGAAGGAAAUGUUUGCCUCAAUAUUCUAAGAGAAGAUUGGAAACCUGUUCUGAACAUAAACACUAUAAUUUAUGGAUUGUUUCAUCUCUUCACGCAACCCAACUACGAGGAUCCCCUCAAUCAUGAUGCGGCAGCUGUUUUGAGGGACAACCCCAAACUGUUUGAGUCUAAUGUGAGAAGAGCAAUGGCUGGUGGUUAUGUAGGCCAAACCUUCUUCCCUCGGUGUAUGUAGCUGCAACUUCUAUUAAAAAGCAUCCAUUUGCUUGAAGGUUCAAGGGCUGUAUAUCCAGUUGUAAGACUAGCCUGCCGUUAGGAGACAUACCUUUUGUACUACGUGAGGCAUACUUGGAGGUGUUCGUAUGCUGCUGUAACUUUAUGAUGUGUUUGUGAAAUUGGCUGAGUCAUCGUUAUUUUCAUUGUUUGAGUGAAACAAGUUCGGGGAUGUAGAACUUGAGACUUCUAUCAUGUAUUUAUUUAUUUCAUCUUUGCAAGCAAGAACAUGUAUUUUACCUCAAUGAUAGGGAAAUCAUGCUUUAUCCUA